Molecule: messenger RNA, 2964 nt
Organism: Myotis myotis
Lineage: Eukaryota; Metazoa; Chordata; Mammalia; Chiroptera; Vespertilionidae
Gene: TEAD3
Product: TEA domain transcription factor 3
Exons: 12
Coding region: 489-1601 (370 amino acids)
Biological process (GO): positive regulation of transcription by RNA polymerase II; embryonic organ development; hippo signaling
Cellular component (GO): transcription regulator complex
Molecular function (GO): RNA polymerase II cis-regulatory region sequence-specific DNA binding; DNA-binding transcription factor activity, RNA polymerase II-specific
Source: RefSeq, a predicted model, not a curated record
GUGUUGAGUCAGGCAUUGUGGUUGGCACUUGUCACGAUCCAAUUUCAACCCUCGCAACCUCAGGGAGACCCUUUCCUCAUUUUACAGGACCAGGGGUCGGACAGGCGAACUCACCCCUCCCAGGUCACACAGCACUGAGUUCACCUCUGGUGACCUCCGCCUCGCCCCGAGCGCCUGCCCCUGGCGGGGAGGUGGCUGUGGCCUGGGAGGACCCUGGCCCUCACCCUCUCGUCUGCCCCCCAGGCUCAGGCUGCCCAGUGGGCUCAGGCCCAGAGCCCAGAGAAACCAGCACAAUAGCGUCCAACAGCUGGACCGCCAGCAGCAGCCCCGGGGAAGCCCGGGAGGAUGGGCCCGAGGGCCUGGACAAGGGGCUGGACAACGAUGCGGAGGGCGUGUGGAGCCCGGACAUCGAGCAGAGCUUCCAGGAGGCGCUGGCCAUCUACCCGCCCUGCGGCCGCCGCAAGAUCAUCCUGUCGGACGAGGGCAAGAUGUACGGUCGGAACGAGCUGAUCGCGCGCUAUAUUAAACUGAGGACGGGCAAGACCCGGACGAGAAAGCAGGUCUCUAGCCACUUGCAGGUUCUAGCCAGGCGGAAAUCUCGGGAGAUUCAGUCCAAGCUGAAGGCCAUGAACCUGGACCAGGUCUCCAAGGACAAAGCCCUCCAGAGCAUGGCGUCCAUGUCCUCUGCCCAGAUCGUCUCCGCCAGCGUGCUACAGAACAAGUUCAGCCCGCCCUCCCCGCUGCCCCAGGCCGUCUUCUCCACUUCCUCACGGUUCUGGAGCAGCCCCCCUCUCCUGGGACAGCAGCCCGGACCCUCUCAGGACAUCAAGCCCUUUGCACAGCCAGCCUACCCCAUCCAGCCGCCCCUGCCGCCGGCGCUCAGCAGUUACGAGCCCCUGGCCCCGCUGCCCCCGGCCGCCGCCUCGGCACCCGCGUGGCAGGACCGCACCAUCGCCUCCUCCCGCCUGCGGCUCCUCGAGUACUCCGCCUUCAUGGAGGUGCAGCGCGACCCCGACACGUACAGCAAACACUUGUUUGUGCACAUCGGCCAGACAAACCCCGCCUUCUCGGACCCGCCCCUGGAGGCCGUGGACGUGCGUCAGAUCUACGACAAGUUCCCCGAGAAGAAGGGCGGACUGAAGGAGCUGUACGAGAAAGGCCCCCCGAAUGCCUUCUUCCUGGUCAAGUUCUGGGCCGACCUCAGCAGCACCAUCCAGGAGGGCCCGGGCGCCUUCUACGGGGUCAGCUCCCAGUACAGCUCAGCCGACAGCAUGACCAUCAGCGUCUCCACCAAGGUGUGCUCCUUCGGCAAGCAGGUGGUGGAGAAGGUGGAGACCGAGUACGCGCAGCUGGAGAACGGGCGCUUCGUGUACCGCAUCCACCGCUCGCCCAUGUGUGAGUACAUGAUCAACUUCAUCCACAAGCUGAAGCACCUGCCGGAGAAGUACAUGAUGAACAGCGUCCUGGAGAACUUCACCAUCCUGCAGGUGGUCACCAGCCGCGACUCCCAGGAGACCCUGCUCGUCAUUGCUUUUGUCUUCGAAGUCUCCACCAGCGAGCACGGGGCCCAGCACCACGUCUACAAGCUCGUCAAAGACUAGGGUGCCCUCUGCCCCACCACCAGGAUCCAGGACGAGCCUCUUCUCACACACCUGCCUGGCACCCCAGGGUCCAGGAUUGAGGACUCAUCUGCCUGCCAGGCCUCGGCCCAGGGCCAGGAGGCCUCCCCACCUGCUCCAGCACACACCCCCUGCCACUGUUCUGCGCUUUAACUGUGGGAGAAGGGAGGGGGCUCAGCGGUGGGGCAGCCUGGCUGGGUCGCCGAGCCACCAUCACUUCGGUCUGCCCAGCCUCAGUGAAUGGGAGGACACCUUUGGCUCAGGUGUGUGUGGCCACUGGCCCCUCAGGGCUGGGACAGGUGGGUGAGGGAGACUGGAGGGGAGGCGGAGUGCAGAGGCCAGGAAGGAGUGUGGAGCUGGGGUUGCGCUGAGAAGAGAGAGGCCCACACUGUCUUUGCACCUGCCAUGUGCCAGGCCCAGUGCCUCCUACCAUCCUCUGACCUGCAAAGCAAUCAUGGGUCUCGGUGUCACAGAUGAGGAGUCUGGAGGGGGUGGGGGGGGGGGCAGAGUUGGAGUUCUCACCAGGGCUGCCUGUCCGGAGCCCAGUUUACACACCGCCCUGCCUCGGACCGGCCCCAGGCUGGGGAGGGGCUCUACACUGAGGGGCGGGUUGGGGCCCCUGACACGGGGAGCCGCUGCCUCUGACCAGCAGGGAAGGGGAGCAGCAGGUACUCACACCUGUUGGGCGCCCUCUGUCAGCCUAGCAUCCAGCCAGGGCCCCGGGAGGGAGGCUCCUGCGCCACUCCCCCCACGCUGCCCUGGCCCAGAUCCUUUGCCAGGCUCCCCAGCAGCCGCCUGACGGGAAGGACCCCAGGGGCAGGCCCAGGCUCAGAAGCAGGUUGGAGGGUCAGGUAGGAAGAUGCCAGUCCCUGGGCAGAUCUGUGGCCCGGGCACAAGAGGCCGCACAGGCUUCGGUAUUUUCUCUUGCCCAGUGAACCCUCAGCAGUGCCACUACCUUGCUCUUCCCGGUGCCAGUCUCCCUGCCUGGAGCAGCUCCCCAGACCUCGUUCUGGGACUGAAGGUGCACCCUGCCCACUGCCUUUUCCCACCAUCCGGCCCCUCAGUGCCCGGCCUCCGGGCAUCGAUGAGUUUCAUAUGAAGUACUGUGCCCUGCCCUGCCCUGCCCUGACCCCACCCCUGAGCUUCCUGAAGGUCCUCACAGUUUGCAUAUCGCUCAGGCCACCUCCAAACCCAACCUAGGUUUUAUAAUGUAUAUUAUAUAUAUUUUUGUGUAUUUUUUAAAUCCAGCUGUGAUGGGUUAUAUCAUAAACGUGGCACAGGGCUGGGGCAGGCGCCCUCAAGGCCUACUCAGAAAGAGAAAUUAAAGUUAUUUGUUUGUGGGUUA